Oreochromis niloticus (Nile tilapia) is the source of this 4803-nucleotide messenger RNA. RefSeq names its product erythrocyte membrane protein band 4.1a (gene epb41a). Gene Ontology annotation, molecular function: actin binding; structural molecule activity. Gene Ontology annotation, cellular component: cytoskeleton; plasma membrane. NCBI's taxonomy places the organism in Eukaryota, Metazoa, Chordata, Actinopteri, Cichliformes, Cichlidae. The record is from RefSeq and is a predicted model, not a curated record. Bases 173 to 2776 code for a protein of 867 amino acids. Gene Ontology annotation, biological process: cortical actin cytoskeleton organization; actomyosin structure organization. The transcript has 22 exons.
GGCAAAGGGCCAACUGGCGCCUGGUACCCAAACACUUUGUUAAAGCCGCUUGAUAACGCUGAUGAAUGAGCGCUCUCUCUAACUGAUGCCUGUGAGGACUAGUGCACGCUGACACCGCUUUCAAACAGGACCUGUUCUUUCGGCGGAUGCUCUGAGGUGAGCGGCUGUUGACAUGACAACAGACGAGGCAGAAAGUCACCAGAAAAAGCCGAGGCAGCAGGAGGAAGCUGGCCAGGGUGCCAGACCUCCCACUCCAGAGGACGACCAGCUCCGACCUCAAAACCACAACUCUGCUGGCCGCGGUCUCACACGCCUCUUUUCCUCCCUCCUGAAAAGGCGUUCACAGUGUGAGAGCGAGGGUGGAGAAAAGGAGGACAAGGAGGAAGAAGCUAAAGCACCCAUCGCUGACCCCGAACCUGAACUAAAAACAGAGGGCGAGGUCGCCCUUGACCAGCACUCAGUAAGCAGCGCUGAGGCUCAGGCUACCCAGGUAGAGAAGAAAGAGACUGACGAGGACAAGGUUGGAAAAGAGAAGGAGAAACACGAGGACAAGGAAGGGGAGGUUACCUUGGAGAAAGAAGAGGAGAAGGACAAAGAGAAGAAGGAGGAGGAGGAGGAGUCUGGCCCUGAAGAGGGCAGUAGGGGAGAAAAGGAAGAGAAAACAGCAGAGGAAGAAGCCAAAGCUUCCAGAGUGUCACGCCGACCCAAGACCAUGCAGAUCAAAGUCACACUGCUGGACGACACUCUGUAUGAGUGCGAGCUGGAUAAACACGCUAAAGGCCAGGAGCUGUUCAUGAAAGUGUGUGACCACCUGAACCUGCUGGAAAAAGACUACUACGGCCUGGCAAUCUGGGAAACUCCCACUAUGAAGACUUGGAUGGACCUGACCAAAGAGAUCCGCAGGCAGGUACAAGGUGCCAAUUAUAAUUUCACUUUCAAUGUAAAAUUCUAUCCACCGGACCCAGCCCAGCUAUCAGAAGACAUCACCAGAUACUAUCUUUGUCUCCAACUGCGAAAGGACAUCCUCCAGGGCCGCCUUCCCUGCUCCUUCGUUACUUUGGCUCUGCUGGGCUCCUAUGCUUUGCAGUCAGAACUUGGUGAAUAUGACCCCGAGGUGCACGGCAGUGAAUAUGCUAAAGAAAUGAAAAUGGCCCAAGGUCAAACCAAGGAGCUGGAGGACAAAAUGAUGGAGCUGCACCGCACAUACAGAUCCAUGAGCCCAGCGCAAGCAGAUCUGAUGUUCCUGGAGAAUGCCAAGAAACUUUCCAUGUAUGGAGUGGACCUCCACCAGGCCAAGGAUCUGGAUGGAGUUGACAUCAUACUGGGAGUUUGUGCCAGUGGUCUGAUGGUUUACAAAGAUAAACUGAGGAUCAACCGUUUCCCCUGGCCCAAAGUCCUUAAAGUCUCAUACAAACGAAGCAGCUUCUUCAUUAAAAUAAGACCAUCUGAGGUGGAACAUUAUGAGAGUGCCAUUGGAUUCAAGCUUCCCAACUACAAGGCAGCCAAAAAGCUGUGGAAAGUGUGUGUCGAACAUCACACCUUCUUCAGGCUGACCUCCUCUGAGAUGGCCACCACCCCAAGGAAGUUCCUAGCAUUGGGCUCGAAGUUUCGUUACAGCGGUCGGACUCAGGCACAGACCAGACAGGCUAGCUCUCUGAUUGACAGACCAGCUCCCCUUUUCCAGCGCUCCUCCAGCAAGCGGAACUCUCGCAGUCUGGAUGGAGCAAUGGUGUCGACUCCUGACAACAAGUCCAGUCGUCCUGUCAGUGCCCCCGUUAUGUCACCAGUGUCACCUGGGGAGGCCACCCCAUCACCACUGCUACCCACCCUGCCUCGUUCUGACCACCACGAUGUCUCCACGCCCAGAGGACACCGAUAUUCCAGCAGAAAGGCAGAGUUAAAGGCAGAAUGCCUAACAACUGACAGCGUCAAGAGCCACAGUCCCAAGUCUACUCCAGAGAUUAAGACGGUGGGCAGGAGAGAGCGGAGGCAUGCCCCGUCUUUGGCCAUCACUAAUGGGGAAAAAGAACGAAAAAGCCAGCACUCUCUUCAGGACAGAAAGAUGGAGAUGGUUCGAGUGAGGAAGAAAAGAUCAAAGAAACUUGAGGGUGAAACAAUUUAUAUCAGACAUAGCAAUUUAAUGUUGGAGCAGUUUGGUUUGUCUGGAAAAUCUGUUCUUCCACAACCUCUAAAGGACCUGGAUAAGACCCAGACUGAAAUUAUGCGGCACCAUACCAGCAUCAGCGAGCUGAAAAGGAGUUUCAUGGAGUCUGUACCGGAGCCUCGGCCCAGCGAGUGGGAUAAGCGUCUUUCCACCAACUCUCCUUUCCGCACAGCGAGCAUCAAUGGUCAGCUCCAACCAGCAUCUCCUGUGCUAAAGACCCAGACAAUCACCAUCUCAGAUGUUACCAAUUCUGUAAGAGGAACUGCAGCCUACAAGGACAUACCCUUAGUUCACACUGAAACCAAGACCAUCACAUACGAGUCAGCUCAGCCGGUGGACAGUGUGGCAGAGAGGGAGUCGGGAGUGCUGCUGAGUGCCCAGACGAUUACUUCUGAGACCAUCAGCACCACCACCACCACCCAGAUCACCAAGACGGUGAAAGGAGGGAUCUCUGAGACUCGCAUUGAAAAGAGAAUUGUCAUCACUGGGGACACAGAAAUAGAUCAUGACAAGGCUUUGGCCCAGGCCAUUAAAGAGGCAAAGGAGCAGCACCCAGACAUGUCUGUCACCAAAGUGGUUGUGCAUCAGGAGACGGAGAUCACCCCAGAGUAAGACGGACUCAUCCUGUGGAAGCCCUCUCAGCUUCCCCCCACCCCACCCCAUUCCUCCUCGUAUCUCCAUCACACCAUUUUACCUCAGCGCACCCAACAACCAUCAACGGGAACCACCAGACCUCAUCAGAGCGAACCAGCUUCAACAAUGACAAAUGAACUUGACUCCACGAGUGUGAAGUUUGGCCUGAAGGAGACAGAGUCACCAGAAAAUUCCCAAGAACCCUGCCAGUAUUCCCCACAAUCCCCCUCUUGUUCCAUUUACUGCCAAAAGAGCAGCUGCUGGAGUUAUGGAUGAAAAAUCAUCUUUUUUUUAAAUAUGAAAAGGAAAUUAAAGAAUAGCAUUUGUGGAUUUCUUCCUCUCCAAUUUGUGUGGAGAUUUUACGAAAAAAUCAAGGGCAUUUGGUCUUUUACUCUUGAUAUAUUGGUAAUUUAUUUUUCUACAGCUUUUCUUACCAUCAGAAUUGGUUACCAGUAACUUGAAAAUCAAGUAUUUUGUAACAAUGUAUUCCGAGCAGCAUUGACAAAGGGAUUGUGGGUGAUGUCUCUUGGGAUUGUACACUUUGGGACUCGCAGGAUCCCUCUCAAAUUUUAGUGCAAGUUUGGUGUCAUUUCUUGUACAGUAAAUAUUUUAUUUUCCCUCUCGACGUAAAAAUAAUAUUUUUUCAAUUUGUGUAUAGGAAAAGAUUGAUUGUAUCAAACUAACGUGCGGGAAUUAAUCCUUUCAUCAGACAAAGUUCUGGCAUUUGUUCAGUGACACCUUUUGAUUGUUUAGUUGUGUUUUUGUGCUCGUGGUACCAAAACAGGGCUUCAUCAGGACCACAGAGAUCGUAGUGCACUGACAUGACUUUUAUUUAUUUCCACUUUUGUGCGUUUUGUGUUUUAGAUAUACUAUGAUUUUAUAUUGACAACGUUCCCCACACCGGUUAUAGUUUGUGCAUAAUGUUUCUACUUUUCCUCACAGUGGGCAGUGUGUACACUUCCAUUGGCGCUGCUUUAAAGACAUUUGCCAUCUGUGAAAUAUUGAAGUCAGUAAAGAGAAGAGCAAAACAUCAGAGUCUGUAUAUUUAGACUUUAUUAUAUAAAAUCUGAGUAUUGCAUCACAUUAAAAUGAUAGAAAUGGUUGACAUAUCCAACUCUUAAUAAUAAUACGGUAAAUUGGGAUAAUUUUCUGUUAUAUUUCAAAGAACAACACAAUUCAGAUUAUCAGCUGAUUAUAAUGGAACAACAGAAAGGGGAUGAAUGUGGUGAAAUUACAGCAGCAAGGGGAAACGACACAGAGGAGAAACUCGGCAUGUAACGUUAAUAAAGCAGAAGCAACAAAAAGAACGAGAUGAAAGAACAGAAUCAAAACAGCAGUGAUGAUGGAUUCUUCUCAUACUGUCUAACUUCUAUAAUAUUUGAACACAGCAGUAAAAUUGUCGUAUGAUUAUGAUAUAUGUACUUCUUGGAGGACAAAGCCGACCACGUCUGCACACGCCGCCCACUGAAAGCAGAAACACAGAGUCACUGCCACUCAGACGUUUGGGGUCACUUGGGAAUGUUCCUGUUUUUGAAAAAGAUUUUUGUUUACAUCAAAACAUAAAAUGACAACAAAUAAAAAGCCUUAGCCUUUAUAACUGGGACCCCAGUUCACCCUGAACAAUGACAUAAAUCAUUCAUUUUUAUCAUCCAGUGAGUUUUUGUUAACUUUCCAUUUAAAAUGUCAAAAUCAAAUUAAUGAAAUACAGUCGAUAUUUUUACACUUUAAAGAACAUUUCAGAGUGACUUCAGGCGUUUUAGCACCAGUGCACACUUUGCACUUUAUCUUCAAACACCAGACUUUUAGUUACAAGAUGCCCUUUAAAAUCCUCUCCAGUGUUUGUUGUUCUCACUGUAUCAUUAUGAUCACAGUACUCCUCCUCCUCUGUGUCAGCAGUCCACAUCUUAUUUUCUAUGUAUUUUUUCUUAAAUGUAACCCUCACAUGAUCAUCACACAAAAACAUGUAAAAAGCACCAUGCACAAAAUAAACACUGUUGUGGUCAUUA